UUCAGCACCCAAAGGACGAAAGUGCGAGAUCCGUCUGUGUUGUCUAUUAUAGCUAGCUAACUAUUUCUGACUGUCCAUAUUUGUGUAGGAACGUACAGAAUACUUUUUUGCCUGAUGUGACAAACUUAGUUAGUGUCAAACAUGCGUAAAAACCUACGCCAUCCGAACAGGGAACCGCCGAGAAAGGAAUUAUCGCCACUCAUCUGAGGCCAAACUCGCUGAUUUUGUUUUGUCAAAUAAGGAAACAUAACAAGAUAGCUAGCUCGCUAGCUAGAUAUAUCACCACGAAAAUACCCACUACACAGGGACCUCAAAAACAUCUACAUUCUUUUUACAGUUGGAAACCAGUGUGUAGGUAUGGGGGCGUUCCUGGACAAGCCUAAGACAGAGAAGCACACAGCCCAUGGCCAGGGCAACGGGCUGCACUAUGGCCUGAGUAGCAUGCAGGGCUGGCGGGUGGAGAUGGAGGAUGCCCACACUGCCAUGGUGGGUCUUCCCCAUGGCCUCACCGACUGGUCCUUCUUCGCCGUCUACGACGGGCACGCCGGCUCCCGCGUCGCCAACUACUGCUCUGCCAACCUGCUGGAGCACAUCCUAUUAGGGGGGGCGGAGUUCACCCCAGGGAUGGGCUCAGUGGAGGGCGUGAAGGAUGGGAUCCGCGCCGGCUUCCUUAAGAUCGACGAGUACAUGCGCAGCUUCUCGGACCUCCGGCAGGGGCUGGAUCGCAGUGGCUCCACGGCGGUGGGCGUGCUGCUAAGCCCCUCCCACCUCUACUUCAUAAACUGUGGCGACUCCCGGGCCGUGCUGAGUCGAGAAGGACGAGUCGGAUUCUCUACACAGGACCACAAGCCGUGUAACCCCAGAGAGAAGGAGCGUAUCCAGAACGCAGGGGGAUCAGUGAUGAUCCAGAGGGUGAAUGGUUCCCUGGCCGUGUCCAGAGCCUUGGGGGACUAUGACUACAAGUGUGUGGAUGGGAAGGGUCCCACAGAACAGCUGGUCAGCCCAGAGCCAGAGGUGUGUGUGUUGGAGCGUGCUGCAGAGGGGGAUGAGUUUGUGGUGCUGGCGUGCGAUGGGAUCUGGGAUGUGAUGUCUAACGAGGAGCUGUGCGAGUUCGUCAGGUCCCGGCUACAGGUGUUUGACGACCUGGAGAGAGUCUGCAACGCCGUGGUGGACACCUGCCUGCACAAGGGCAGUAGAGAUAACAUGAGUGUGGUGUUGGUGACUUUACCGGGAGCUCCCAAGGUGUCUGAACAAGCUCUGAAGAAAGAGGAGGAACUGGACAAAUACCUGGAGACACGUGUAGAGGACUUGCUGGGUGGCUGUGGGGAAGAGGGAGUUCCUGACCUGGUGUGUAUUCUGAGGAACAUCGCCUCUGAGAACAUCCCCAACCUACCACCUGGAGGAGGCCUGGCCAGCAAGCGCAGUGUGAUCGAGGCGGUGUACAGCAGGCUGAACCCACACAGAGAAGAGGAAGGGUGUGAUCUGGAGGACCAUUGGUAGUCGUGGUAACAGCGACCCCGGUCUCCUCCUGUGAUUGGUCUAGCCACCCAGAGGGGGAGUUGCCUCCUCCACACGCCCAGUGGACGACGUGCGUGUGCAUGUGCGUGAGGACGAACACACACACCCACACACACACGCUCUGCUUUUACCUGGGAGGAGUGUGUUUUUGGAGGUGUUGCGGUUGUUUUAAGGACUGCUGAAACAUCAGGAUGGUAGAAGAUGAUUUUUACCUUCCAGGUUUUCUGGUGUUUUAUUUUUUUUUGUUGAUGUUGUUGACAUUGAUCACCUGACUACAUACGGACAUGAGGACCUGAGGUGUAUUUGUGUAUGUGUGUGAGAGAAAGCUUUGAGGUGGGGACCAGGACCCAGACUGGUUCAAUCUGGCUCUUGUCUUGGACUCUGUGCUGCCCGGCAACCCCAACCGCCCGAACACACACCACACACACACCCUUCAACCUUACACAACACA
Coregonus clupeaformis (lake whitefish) is the source of this 1969-nucleotide messenger RNA. RefSeq names its product protein phosphatase 1B. Gene Ontology annotation, molecular function: magnesium ion binding; protein serine/threonine phosphatase activity; manganese ion binding. The transcript has 8 exons. The record is from RefSeq and is a predicted model, not a curated record. The coding region runs from base 358 to 1500 and encodes 380 amino acids. Gene Ontology annotation, cellular component: cytosol; nucleus. Gene Ontology annotation, biological process: negative regulation of canonical NF-kappaB signal transduction; positive regulation of canonical NF-kappaB signal transduction; positive regulation of canonical Wnt signaling pathway. Lineage: Eukaryota; Metazoa; Chordata; Actinopteri; Salmoniformes; Salmonidae.